GGUUAGUGUUAAAGCAAUAGCUCUAGUGGAUCAGGCUCACGGGAACAGGCGGGGUGGGGAGGGGAGAGUUUGGUACGAAUUGUCUCCAGUCGUCGCUCUCUUUCUCUUUUCCGCUCUCUCUUUGUCCCUCCUCCUCCUCCUUCCUCCCUCCUCCUCCCUCCCUACUCUAUCUGCAUGCAGCCGCUAUGACACACAACCACCUUGGCUUCACUUUCGUGUCCCUUUAACCCCUCGUGUCCUUGCCGAUGCUGCCGUGACACCCUCGUCGCCCCGCAGUCCCAGGUCUCCCCGAUUACUCCAGCACUCCCCUGUACAUCAGCGCGGAAAUGUCUGAUUCUUCUGCUGCAGGGGUACCGACAGCAAGCGCCGGCAGCGGCGCGGACAGCGAAACGCGGCAGCGGCACAGACCAGCGACUGAUGGGGAACGAGCCGAAGCUACAGCAAGUCCACCGCUCCCUUCGGGGGUCCUGGAUAAGUUGUUUGGGAAGAGGCUGGUGCAAGCUGGACGUAACAUCAUGUCUCACAAAUCCUGGAUGAAGACCGUACCCACGGAGAACUGUGACGUGCUAAUGACCUUUGCAGAUUCAACAGAUGACCACACGCUGCUAUGGCUGCUGAACCACAUACGGCUGGGAAUUCCAGAGCUCAUCAUCCAGAUUCGGCACCACAAACACACACGUGUCUACGCUUUCUUUGUCACGGCUACGUAUGAAAAUUUGCUGCGGGGUGCGGAGGAUGUGGGACUGUGUAAGCCAGUGAAGCCAGAGUUCGGCGGAGGAACUCGUCGGUUCUCCUGUGAAGAGGAUUACAUCUACGAGAACAUAGAAAGUGAAAUAUGCUUUUUCACCUCACAGGAGCGGCAGAGCAUCAUCAAGUACUGGCUGGAAAAUCUGAGGGCCAAGCAUGGGGAGUCGCUUCACAACAUCCAUUUCCUGGAGGGACAGCCAAUCAUUUCAGAGUUGACCACCAGGGGCGUCAUUCAACAGGUCUUCCCUCUUCACGAACAGCGAAUCCUCAGUCAGCUCAUGAAGUCGUGGGUGCAGGCCGUCUGUGAGAAGCAACCUCUAGAUGACAUUUGUGACUAUUUUGGGGUGAAGAUUGCCAUGUAUUUUGCCUGGUUAGGAUUCUACACCACGUCUAUGCUGUACCCUGCAGUCAUCGGGUUCGUCCUAUGGAUGUUGACCGAGUCUGACCAGACAAGUCGGGAUAUCUGCUGUGUGGUCUUUGCACUCUUCAAUGUAGUCUGGGCCACUCUGUUCCUGGAGCGAUGGAAGCGCAGAGGGGCUGAACUCGCCUAUAAAUGGGGGACGCUGGACACCCCUGCUGAGCUUUUGGAAGAGCCUCGUCCUCAGUAUCGGGGAGUGAAGAGGUUAAGCCCGGUGACUGGCUGUGAAGAGUUUUAUUACCCCCCCUGGAAGCGGAUGCUAUUCCAGUAUCUCGUCAGCCUCCCUGUCUGUCUGUUCUGCGUGACCUUUGUCUUCCUUGCCAUGCUCAUCUGUUUUGAGCUACAGGAGUUUGUAAUGGGGAUUAAAGAGCUUCCGCGCAUUGCCCGGUUUAUUCCCAAAAUCAUGUUGGCUAUCACUGUGACUGCCUGCGAUGAGGUCUACAAGAAGAUUGCCUACUGGCUCAAUGAUAUGGAGAACUACAGACUCCAGAGUGCCUAUGAGAAAAACCUCAUCAUUAAAAUGGUUCUGUUUCAGUUUGUAAAUUCUUAUCUUAGCCUUUUUUACAUUGGUUUCUACCUCAAAGAUAUGGAGCGACUGAAAGAGCUCCUGCUCAUUUUCUCCCUGUCUCAGAGCAUCCUGCGGCAGAUUAAAGACGCCCUGCUCCCCUACAUCCUCCUCAAAAUCCAGCUCGUCGUCAUCUACCUCAAGCGUGACCUGGCUCCCCGGGUCUGGUUGAAAAUGCUGGCCACUCUGCUGAUAAUCCGUCAGUUUCUUCAGAACGUCAAGGAGGUGCUCCAGCCGUACUUGUACGAGAGACACAAGCUGGGGGAACUCACUGUGAAGGUGGUAUGGGAGCUCCUCAUCUCCUAUGUGCUUAAAUGUGGCCGUUCGGCUCUAGGAAAGGCCCAGGCUUCGUCUGCAGAGCAGGCUCACCAGGGUCAAGGCAGCAGGGACCCAAAUGCAGAAAGUGACAAAAGAGAGAAGAAGUGUCUGAAUGGAGGCUGUGGAGUACCAGAAGAAGAGGAAGAGGAGGAGAGGCAAAGUGAAGAAGAAAACGAAGAAGAGAGCCUCAUUGACUGCGGCUUGAAACUUCGUAAAGUGAGCUUCAUCGAGAAGGUGGAACGGAAGACAGGGUCCAUCAUAAGCCAGGUGAACGACAGUUUUCUGGAGGAAGGUAGCCCUACGAUGGUUGAGAAAGGAAUGGACCCAGCUGCAGUGUUUGAGAUGUGCGACGACGAUGAGAAUGAGGGUCUCGAUAGCAAGGAAGUCCCUAGCGAGAUACUGAGGGCUUCGUUACCGGCGGACGUCGAGUCCACCAUGAUACUCCGACAGCAGAAGACCAGGCACACCUCUCACAAGGAAGAAACCAAAGCCAAGAGAGACUCCUGGAUAGAUCCUCCAGAGGAAAAGUUCUCAAGUCACCUCACCCAAGCUGAGGUUGAAAGCUGCAUGAAGAAAUAUGAGGAUACAUUCCAAGACUAUCAGGAGAUGUUCAUCCAGUUUGGCUACGUCGUCCUCUUUUCAUCUGCCUUCCCUCUAGCGGCCAUGUGUGCGCUGAUCAACAACAUCAUUGAAAUUCGCAGCGAUGCUUUUAAACUCUGCACUGGCCUACAGAGGCCGUUUGGCCAGAGGGUUGAAAGCAUUGGUCAAUGGCAGAAUGUAAUGGAGGCUAUGGGUGUGAUCGCAAUAAUUGUAAACUGCUACUUGAUUGGCCAGUGUGGACAGCUUCAACGCUUGUUUCCAUGGCUGAGUCCAGAAAUGGCAAUUAUUUCCAUUGUCAUCCUAGAGCACUUUGCACUUCUUCUCAAAUACGUCAUCCACAUCGCAAUUCCAGACAUCCCCGCCUGGGUGGCCGAUGAAAUGGCGAAGCUCGAGUACCAGCGCCGAGAGGCUUUCAAGAAACACGAGCGACAGGCUCAACAACACUACCAGCAACAGCAACGGAGGAAAAGGGAGGAAGAAGAACGUCAGAGACAGGCAGAAUACCAGGCGAGACGGGACAGAGAGAAAGACGAAGGGAAGUCGGACUCUUCCGGACACGGAGACCAUCACCACCAUGACAAGAGCCACGGUGGAAAAUCCAGAUCUGGAGGCAGCACAGGAAGUGCAUCCCAGGUCUCGGAUAAACCAAAAAGACCCAGUUCUCUACUGGCCACAAACAAUGUGAUGAAGCUCAAACAGAUUAUCCCACUGCAGAACAAGUUCAACUCCGGGACAGCACGUUCUCCGCAGUCGCCCACUGGAAGUGAACCCAAGUUGCCCGGAUUCCUCAGCUUUAAGUUCCUUAAAUCGCCAGAAACAAAGAAGGAAGGCACGACAGCUUCAAACCAGGAGAAGGUUCAAUCUCCAACCAAACCCUUCAAUCCAGGGAAACUUUUCAACUUCAGCAAGUCCGAAGGGAAUUCGACAGUCUGUGCCAAUGGAGCCCAGGCCAGACCGACAGAUGGAAUUGCAGAAAAACUGCCAAGUAAAUCAGAUCUUAACGGGGCUCCUGAGGAAAUGCCCUCUACGGAUUCAGAACCUGCCAAUGACACAGAACCCGAAUCAACAGGUUCUAAAAAUCACGUCUGAAACAGAUUUUAAUGAGACAAAAAACUGCGGAAAAAAAACAAGGUAAUAAGAUCAGAGCUAAUACUGGAUUUCCCCUUUCUUAUUAAAAAAAAAAAAAAAUCAAUAAAUCAGCUCUCAUCAUCAGGUGGGCUGCUUGGUUAAGGGUCCGAGUGUGACUCGGAGAAAGAGAAGCGACCAGCAGUAAAAUGAGAAAGACCAUUGGGUAGGCAGAGAAACUAAAGGCUCCCUCUCUUCCUCUGAAUUAUUUAUAAGGAUGCAUGAGCUGUAAUUCUUACACAAUUUUAAAGCCUUUACGAAACAAAAAAAACAAAAAAAAAUUAGAUUGUAUUAUUCUGUAGAUGACAAGGUGCUAGAAAUGCUGUGUGAUAGAAAUUCUGAUCCGACUGAAAAUGUUGAUGGCAUAUCAAACACACACACAACUGCUACGUAAGAUUUCUUAUCAAAGAAAAUACAAAAUUUGUUAACGUUUUAAAUUUGUAAAUUAAAACUGAAGUGUAAUUUCCACUAAAAAAAAAAAGACGCACAUGUGCGACAAAGUUUGUAUAAGUUCAGAUUAGCAGAUUUUUAACUUUUAAUACGCAGGGUUCUAUAUUUCUUUGAAUACCCGCCUUCUUUUGGCUGCACGUUUUAUCGUUACGAAAAUGUAAAUAUAUACAAAGAGCCAGUUAUCACUUUUUUUUUUUGACUAAAAUUAAAAGAUGUCUGGUCCUCUACUACUAGAAAAUUUUGAUUUAGUUUGGGUCGUCCAAGGUAAUAACCGGCUGAGAACAACGAUAAAUGUUGGGGGCGUCAACCCGGUUGUCCCUGCUUACUUCAAACGAAAAAGAAAAAGAAAACUGGGCUCAAUGGCGCGAUUACAGAGAUAAAUGUCGCCCUCUGGUGUUCUAACAGAAAAGUGCUGCCUAUCAUGGCUUCUUGUUACCACUGAAAGGCACUCCGUCCCUCCAGCUCUCUUGUUAACAAGUGACGCCUCCUUCUGGGCGGCUGGGCUUUUAUGCUCAUUGGUGGGACAGAAAGGGGGGUGGAGUCAGUUGCCCUGACUGGGUGGUUUUUAGGUAGUGUGGAGGUAAAUGAAGACGACACAAUUAGCAGCAACACCCUACUCGACCUGCAGUGGCACUGCAAACCUGGAAGGGGACUCUCUGACAUGUGCGCAUGACAGUAGUUAUAGACGGACACAACAUAGAAAUUCCAAACCAUUCGUGUCCGUUUGUUAUUUAGUCCAAAAAUGACAUACUACGAUUACGGUUAUUGCAAAAUAUCGACGCACGUUUGAGGUUACCGUAAUUGUGAAAUGUUUGAUAUAUCUCAACUGCUAUUAAAGUACAGAAUAUUGCACCCCAAAUGCAAGUAUAUGAAAAAGUAAUCACUGAGCGUACAGAAGUUCUACUUAUACUGUUAGGAAAAUGAGCAGAGAUAUUUUUAGAACUGACUGGAUGCAAAGAAGUAAGUAAGGGCGAAACCAGAAAUUCAGAAAAAUAAUAACAGAAAUAUAAACUUGAGGCAAAAAUGAUUAUCAGAACUACGGGCAAAGAGCAAAACCAGAACACUAAGACAGGUUAUUUUUUAGAGAUCAAAGCUGAAGGAAAAAAAUAAGUUUUGGAAUCCGUAAACUCGGACAAGAAACUAACCUUUCGAAGCGACUUUUUAAUUGUUCAGCGGUCCUAAUAUCCAAAAGUACACCUCUGGAAACACCAGGGUAACCCAAGUUACAGAAACGCAAGAUUAACGCCAACCAUAACUAAACACAAUGUAGGCGAAAACGGUACAAAUAAAUGAACACAGUAGAAAAUAUUCUUACGUGAAUAAAAAAAUGAAAGAAAUGUAAUCUACAGGCUGAAAUGAACAAAACGUUUUGAGUGUCCAACCUCUAAAAACAAUCGAGGGGAAGGCAGAAUUUGUUUUAAUUAUUGGCCCAAUUUUAUCAACCAGUUGACUAACGUCAGAAGUAUCGAGUCGAUCGAACCGUACUAAUUAUGCAACAAGUUUUUCAAAACCAAAAUAUUCUGCAUUAAAGGAAUACUCCACCCAAAAAUUCUAUUUUUUAUGUUACUUACCCUAUUGAGUUUGUAGCGAAUGACGAGAAAAAUUUUGGAGAACAGACACGUCAAAGUGUCUGAUAAGACGGGACCCAAUGUUGACGAACGCUGGACAUAAUACCAAAAACAAUCGAUGGAAAAACCUCUCGUGUUGCAUAAUCCACAUGUCCAGUUAUCCAGCCAUAUGCUCACAACAUGCAAAAUGCAUGUAUGUGUUUUACUAAAAUAUUGUUCAAAAAUUAACUCUGGAAAAUAAAUUCACACGGGAUUAGAGUUUUGAAUUGAAGAAAGGACUCUUGACUAGUGUGGAUUGGUGAAAUUUGCCAAUAUGGACAUUAAUGGUCACCAUUGAGUUUGGUACUAUAAAAAAUAAAGUUAUGUCCAUUCUCAGUGAAAACAUAAUAUAAAGUUUUUUUUUAGCCAUCAAUACAAACUACAUGUGAUAUGUAGCAUAUAAAAAAGAUCAUUUUUGGAUGGAAUUAAGAAAAAGAGGCCAUAGUGAAACAAUCACAAGAAAAUAACAAAAACACAGAUGUAAGUAUUCCCGUUCAUAAAUAGUUAUGAAAAUCUGUAUAUAUAAAAUACUAAUGUCUCCCACGCGAUUACUCGUGAACUAAUUGGACUAGAUCCUUGAUCUUGUUUUUAAUUAAAUGCUUUAUGACCUGACAUGUUCUGGAAAUGAAAAAAAAUGUAGAUGGCACAAUGUGGUCCUGUGGGGCAGCCCAUCCAGAGACAAUCCCCAGAACACGAAAUUUCUAUGUGUUCAGAAUUCAUAAUCAUAAUGUUUGUAAGCAAUGGGUGGAAAGCUUGCUGUUGUUUAUAGCUGAUGUGCCCGGAUAUGGGAAUGACAGCUGAGGAUGCAGCAAGGAAAUUUUGGGGAGCCAACCGGGUCAUCGCUUUGUUGUCCGAAACCAUACAAACCAUAAAGCAAACAAAAUAACGCUGUUUGGCGUGCGUCUCUUCAACAGGAAUUUCACAGUAAGCAGGCGGUGCAGUCACUGCUAGAGGAGCUUCGUCCGGGGAGUUGCUUUGGCCAGUUUUGAUGCCACCUCCUUCCGGGAUGGCCAGGGUUUUAUGGCAGCAGGACCGAAAGGGGCGGGGUUUAAUGUCUUUUCGGCACUGCAGGAAAAGAAGGAGAUGACGGCAUUAGUGGCAGCACCGCCUCGUCUAGGUGGGGUUUAUAUAUUCCUUGACUGAGCCUGCCAAGGAGGUCCUCCGAUGUUCAUGCAUGACACUAGUCAUUUUGUAGCAUUUUAUUUUAGGACCAUAGGUCUGCGUAUUUCAUUAGUAUUAAGCAAAGUAUAUUAAUUACCCAUACUCAAUGAAAACCUGCUCAAUUUUGUACAAAACUAAAAGCAUCCUAAAAAGUAGGAACUAGAACGCCAACGUGGCUCUCAAAACCUGAUACACACUCUCAAGUUGAUUUUAAGUAAUGCGGUAAAAGAGUCAUUCAUUAUUACCAUCCGUCGAUCAGAUGUUCACAAAUGAGGAAUAUCUCCAAUAAGCUCUCCAUUUUAACUAAAGAGAAUAGCAAAACGAAGAUGACACUCUCACAGUCUUGGACUAGAAAACUUUCAGAGAGGGCAUCACGUACGAUGGUGGCAGUCGCUCGUAAAAGCUGAUACCAAGCGGUAGCUAACUGUUAAUUCAAACACGACAUUUUGCUUGCAUAUGCACAGAAAUCAUCAACAUUGUCAAUGGGCAGAUUUCUAUACCAAUCAGCCAAAUCUGAAUCUAUGAGUUGAAAUAGCAAAAAGGCACCUUGAGGCUUUCUUUUCUAACUAAAUCCUAUUCACCAAAUGUAAUAGAAUUACUCCUCGCGUGGCUUUUCUCGAGCCCCUGGGAUGUGGAUUUGUGGGUAGAUCUGCAUUAGUUCAAGGGAAGAAGUAAAACAUUAACAUCAUUUUUAGAUUAUAGAUUUUAGAUAUAAAGAAUGAAAAAGUUAUUCAACUAUGAUUUCAUAAAUUAGCUAAAUGCGAAUGACCUGGACGAGGUUACAAGGACUUCAGAAAAUGAACUUCUUUCUGAAUGCAUUUCUGUUGUAAAUACAAGGGGCGGUGGUACCGAGGAGGAAUUCUGUUGCAGUUUUCUUUUCAGUUGCAAAGACAAGUCAGAUAGCAGGAUUACAUUUCCAUGCAUGGCUCGAGAAAACAAAAAAAAAAAAAUGAUUGAAAAUAAGUUUGCACUAAACUCCCUGAUCCCCAGCACUGGGGAGGAAAUCUCGACUGAGAGACGAUCCAGUUAGGGAAAUGGGAGAAACCAGCCUGCCUCAUAAUGUAUGCAAAAGCUGGAUUUCUUUCUUUGUUUCAUUGAUAAAUGUUUGUCAUUCGUUUUCUUAGGAUUUUACAUUUUGGUGCUGGUCUUUACUCAUUAAUUGAUUACCAGAUUCUUUUUUUUUCGGCCAUGUUGUUUCCCGUAAAGUUAUUUCUUGAAAAUAUCAUUUGCCAAAGCAACAUCCAAGUUGAGGAAACUAGCAUGUAGGACAGGGCAAUUAAAGUGACAAAUCUGAUUGUGUGACUUGGUGGGGACGACAGUUUGAGCGAUUCUCCAUUCUUCUAUAGUUCGAGCGAUCUCUGGACUUCUACAAUUCGAACAAUCUCCGGACUUCUACAGGUCAAGUGAUCUCCGGACUUCUACAGGUCGAGUGAUCUCCAGACUUCUUUAGGUCGAGUGAUCUCUGGACUUCUACAGUUUGAACGAUUCUCCGGACUUCUAUAGUGCAUGCAAUCUCUAGACUUCUACAGAUCGAGCGAUCUCUGGACUUCUAAAGGUCGAGCGAUCUCCAGACUUCUAUAGAUCGAGCGAUUCUCCAGACUUCUACAGGUCAAGUGAUCUCUGGACUUCUACAGCUCGAGCGAUCUCUGGACUUCUACAGGUCGAGCGAUCUCUGGACUUCUACAGGUCGAGCGAUUUCUGAACUUCUACAGGUCAAAUGAUUUCUGGACUUCUACAGUUUGAACGAUUCUCCGGAGUUCUAUAGUUUGAGUGAUCUCUGGACUUCUACAAGUCGAGCGAUCUCUGGACUUCUACAGGUCGAGCGAUUUCUGAACUUCUACAGGUCGAGUGAUUUCUGAACUUCUACAGUUUGAACGAUUUUCCGGAGUUCUAUAGUUUGAGUGAUCUCUGGACUUCUACAGGUCGAGUGAUCUCCAGACUUCUACAGUUCAAGCAAUCUCCUUGCCUGGUAUUAAGCAGCUUUAUCAGAAGUCUUACAAGCACGUAACAUGAAAAAAGAACAGGACAACAUGUUCUCAGGUGAAUAACGAAAAGAUUUGACAGACGUUGUAAUUGGCCAACAAGUGGAAGUUUGGAGGCUUCGUAAUAUGUGGUGAAUGAACUGCCGUGAACAGCAACAUAAAAGAGUCCCAAAUGCAAUGACUAUUUGCUGUCAGCAUUACGUCUGGCUAGAAUACAGCGGCGACAUUCCAAAUGUAGCCUCGUCUUUAUCCUCACAAGUUUGGGUGGAGCAUGCAAAAGAAACAGUAGGCCCUUCAGCUUGUUGAAGGUUUAAUAGGACUGGGACGUCGAUAACCCCCCUCCACUAACCCACCCCAACCAAGAAUGCAGAAUCUUCUAAAUCAGCAGGUAACAAUGUAAGAACUGUGAAGAUAACGCAAGACAAAGAAACAGCCAAUUCUAGCAAAGGGGGUAUGAAUUUAUUUUCACUAAAGACAAAUUGGAUAGAAAUCUCACCCUGACUUUUCUUUACCACCAAUGGUUGGGCUGAUCAUGUGACACAAUGGCUAUGAUUCGUGACUCUUUUUUAAGCAUGUUACAUUUUUUUUCUAUUCAAAUUUGCAACCCUAGUGCAGGAUAUAUAGCAGUACAUUUUAAAACACUGGCCUUCUUGAACUGUUUCUCAUUGAACAUUACGAUUCCGUAUCGCUUGAACACCAUACGUUUGUACUUGAAUUAACUCUUAAUAUGCAAUAGUCACAGACAAACACACACACACACACACAAAAACAUGUAAGCAACAAGCAUAUGAUGAAAAGCAAUAUUUAGAAGUGAAAAAAGAAGGAAAACGCAACAAACGCUGCUAGCAUGUUGUCUGCAUUGCCUUACCGUUACCCCAUCAAAUGAGCACUCGCUCCCUGCCUGAUUAAAAGUUUUUAUGCUGUUGUUUCACUGGAUUAAAAAACUUAAAUGCCGGCAUGUGCACAUGACUUAAAACAGCCUGAGCAGAUCAACCACGGAGCAGGUGUGAACCGAUUUAAGAAAUUCUACGUAAUAGGAAAGCUGGGGGAAUCCUAAUGCCAGCCACAAUUUAUAUCAAGUUGUGGAGACUGAAUUGUACGAUUAAAUGUUUCAAAAUAGAA
Messenger RNA from Polypterus senegalus (gray bichir), 10095 nucleotides. RefSeq names its product anoctamin 8b (gene ano8b). Gene Ontology annotation, cellular component: plasma membrane. The transcript is spliced from 18 exons. Lineage: Eukaryota; Metazoa; Chordata; Cladistia; Polypteriformes; Polypteridae. The coding region runs from base 327 to 3737 and encodes 1136 amino acids. Gene Ontology annotation, biological process: chloride transmembrane transport. Gene Ontology annotation, molecular function: chloride channel activity. The record is from RefSeq and is a predicted model, not a curated record.